This is a messenger RNA of Physella acuta, 1853 nucleotides long. RefSeq names its product polypeptide N-acetylgalactosaminyltransferase 5-like. The record is from RefSeq and is a predicted model, not a curated record. Gene Ontology annotation, molecular function: polypeptide N-acetylgalactosaminyltransferase activity. Gene Ontology annotation, cellular component: Golgi apparatus. NCBI's taxonomy places the organism in Eukaryota, Metazoa, Mollusca, Gastropoda, Physidae. Gene Ontology annotation, biological process: protein O-linked glycosylation.
AUGAGAAGACCCGUGGUGACGAGAUUGCUGAAGCUGUUCUUCUAUCUGCUACCCUCCACCCUGCUCGUCUACACAUCCACCACCCUCCUGUUUGCUGACAGGGGAGUCUACUCUAAAAUAGAUGGCGCCAUGCCAAUUGUAAUGACAGGGAUGUCAAAUCUACACACGUCAAAUGGUAGUGGCCUCCCUUUGCUGAAUUCAGCAGAUGAAAAAACUGACAACAACAUCUUGAAAUGGAUAACUAAAUCGGGUCUUGGCUUUUUACAUUCAGGUGAUCAUAGUGGCGAACUUUACCCCGAAUUUAACAACAGUACUGAUCCACAGGGAUUAGGUGAAGGGGGCGUGGCCGUGAACCUGAACGAAUCACUGCUGACAUCAGAAGAACUGGUUCAGAAAAAACAAGGGUGGAUUCUCCACAACUUCAACGAGUACUUGAGCAAAAAGAUGUCAGUUUUUAGAAGUUUACCGUACUGCUCAACACAGGCAUGUAAAGACUUGAUCUCAAACUAUACCGGUAAACUCGAUGAGAUCUCCGUCAUCAUCAUUUUUCACAACGAGGCUUGGUCAUCCUUGCUGAGGUCAGUGCACAGUAUCCUCUCUAGAACCCCUGCACGUCUGCUGCGAGAGGUCAUUCUUGUUGACGACAACUCAACUUUUGAUUACUUAAAGGGACCGUUGCACAGAUACUUUAGCCCUUAUCCCAAGGUAAAGAUCAUCCACAGCCCCGGGAGGGUGGGGCUGAUCCAAGCGCGGAUCUUGGGCUUCGAUUUGUCAACAGCUCCAGUGGUCGUGUUUCUAGACGCGCACAUCGAAUGUUUCCCAGGGUGGGCCGAGUCCCUACUGAUCCGGAUAGCCCAGAACCCAAAAGCCGUGCCCUACCCCAUCAUCGAGACGAUCAACGACAAAACCUUCAGCGUCGAGUGCAACAACGGGCCGGCACAUUACGGGGGCUUCAACUUCAGGAACCUGAUGUACGAGUGGACGGAGAUACCGCAGAGGGAGAAGGAUAGAAGGGUCCUGGGUACAGAACCCUUCAGGUCUCCCGUCAUGCCUGGCGGUUUGUUUGCAAUAUCCCGGAACUACUUCCUAGAGCUCGGCAAGUAUGACGCGGAAAUGGAUUUCUGGGGAGGGGAAAACAUUGAGCUGUCUUUUAAGGCGUGGAUGUGUGGGGGGAGCCUGGAGAUGGACAUCUGCUCCCACGUGGGGCACAUCUUCCGGUCCCACACCCCCAUCAAGGGCGACCACUCGGCUGUGGUCAGGAACUCGGUCCGGGCAGCUGAAGUAUGGAUGGACGACUACAAGAACUACUUCUACGAGAACAUCAACUACCAAACGGGUAAUUUCGGCAAUGUGACGGACCGGAAGCGUCUGCGCGAAGGUCUCAAAUGCCACAACUUUGAAUGGUACCUCAGAAACGUGUUUCCUGAGUUACCCGUCCCACACAGUAUAAAAAACUUGGGGUCGAUAAAAAAUGUAGCCUACUCAAAAUGUCUGUACAAAAACUCCGACAAGUUGGUCUUGAGCGAAUGUCCUAAACAUUCAGUUUUCUAUCAGUGGCUGCUGACAAAUCAGGGCCAGUUGACCUGGGACGCCACAUCGCUGUGCGCUGACAACGGUGCCUUGUAUUUUACCAAGACCUGUAACUCGACAAGUGUUGGGUGGCUCUACCGACAGGACAAGACUUUGUUACACCAGCCCACAGGCAGGUGCCUGUCUGCAGGAGUCACUGACGCAGUUGUCUCGCUUUCCCCCUGUACCAACAGCCCGCAGCAGAAGUGGGAUUUUGCCGAGAGACGAAAGGAUUUGAAAUUUCCUGUCUGAACACAUUUUUAGAAAGUUAAACUAGAGCGAGA